CAGAAAGAAGAAGCUAUGGCUGCAGUGAUAUUGGAGAGCAUCUUUCUGAAGCGAUCCCAGCAGAAAAAGAAAACAUCACCUUUAAACUUCAAGAAGCGCCUCUUUCUCUUGACCGUGCAAAAGCUUUCCUACUAUGAGUAUGACUUUGAACGUGGGAGAAGAGGCAGUAAGAAGGGUUCAAUAGAUGUUGAGAAGAUCACCUGUGUUGAAACAGUGGUUCCUGAGAAAAAUCCUCCCCCUGAAAGACAGAUUCCGAGAAGGGGAGAAGAGUGCAGUGAAAUGGAGCAGAUUUCAAUUAUUGAAAGGUUCCCUUACCCCUUCCAGGUUGUAUAUGAUGAAGGGCCUCUCUAUGUCUUCUCCCCAACUGAAGAACUGAGGAAGCGAUGGAUUCACCAGCUCAAAAAUGUAAUCCGGUACAACAGUGAUCUGGUACAGAAAUACCACCCUUGCUUCUGGAUCGAUGGGCAGUAUCUCUGCUGCUCUCAGACAGCCAAAAAUGCUAUGGGCUGCCAAAUUUUGGAGAACAGGAAUGGAAGCUUAAAACCUGGGAGUUCGCACCGAAAGACGAAAAAGCCUCUUCCUCCCACGCCUGAGGAGGACCAGAUCUUAAAAAAGCCACUGCCCCCUGAGCCAACAGCAGCACCUGUCUCGACAAGUGAGCUGAAAAAAGUUGUAGCCCUUUAUGACUACAUGCCAAUGAAUGCAAAUGAUCUACAGCUGCGGAAGGGCAACGAGUAUUUUAUCCUGGAGGAGAGCAACUUACCCUGGUGGCGAGCCCAGGAUAAAAAUGGGCAGGAAGGCUACAUCCCUAGUAACUAUGUAACCGAAGCAGAGGACUCCAUAGAAAUGUAUGAGUGGUAUUCCAAACACAUGACUCGGAGUCAAGCUGAGCAACUGCUAAAGCAAGAGGGGAAAGAAGGAGGCUUCAUUGUUAGAGACUCCAGCAAAGCUGGAAAAUAUACUGUGUCUGUGUUUGCCAAAUCUACAGGGGAACCUCAAGGGGUGAUACGCCAUUAUGUUGUGUGUUCCACACCUCAGAGCCAGUAUUACCUGGCUGAGAAGCACCUUUUCAGCACCAUCCCUGAGCUCAUUAACUACCAUCAGCAUAACUCUGCAGGACUCAUAUCUAGGCUCAAAUAUCCAGUGUCUCAACAAAACAAGAAUGCGCCUUCCACUGCAGGCCUGGGCUAUGGAUCAUGGGAAAUCGAUCCAAAGGACCUGACCUUCUUGAAGGAGCUGGGGACUGGACAAUUUGGAGUAGUGAAGUAUGGGAAAUGGAGGGGCCAGUAUGACGUGGCCGUCAAGAUGAUCAAAGAAGGCUCCAUGUCUGAGGAUGAGUUCAUUGAAGAAGCCAAAGUCAUGAUGAAUCUGUCCCAUGAGAAACUGGUGCAGUUGUACGGCGUCUGCACUAAACAGCGCCCCAUCUUCAUCAUCACUGAGUACAUGGCCAAUGGCUGCCUCCUGAACUACCUGAGGGAGAUGCGCCACCGCUUCCAGACUCAGCAGCUGCUGGAGAUGUGCAAGGAUGUCUGUGAAGCCAUGGAAUACCUGGAGUCAAAGCAGUUCCUCCACCGAGACCUGGCGGCUCGAAACUGUUUGGUAAACAAUCAAGGAGUUGUUAAAGUAUCUGACUUCGGCCUGUCCAGGUAUGUUCUGGAUGAUGAAUACACAAGCUCAGUAGGCUCCAAAUUUCCAGUCCGGUGGUCUCCACCAGAAGUUCUUAUGUAUAGCAAGUUCAGCAGCAAAUCUGACAUUUGGGCUUUUGGGGUGCUGAUGUGGGAAAUUUACUCUCUGGGGAAGAUGCCAUAUGAAAGAUUUACUAACAGUGAAACAGCUGAACACAUUGCCCAAGGCCUACGUCUCUACCGGCCUCAUCUCGCUUCAGAGAGGGUAUAUACCAUCAUGUAUAGCUGCUGGCAUGAGAAAGCAGAUGAACGUCCCACCUUCAAAAUUCUUCUGAGCAACAUUCUAGAUGUCAUGGAUGAAGAAUCCUGAGCUCACCAAUAAGCUUCUUGGUUCUACUCCUCUACUCCACAAGCCCCAAUUUCACUUUCUUUGAGGAAAUCCCAGGCUUACUGGCCCUGGAGCCUUUGUGCUCUUGCUGAAUACACAAAGGCCCCUCUCCACAUCUAGGAAUGCCUUUCUAUCUCUUCCCUUGGAUAGUACCUUCUG
Molecule: messenger RNA, 2172 nt
Organism: Balaenoptera ricei (Rice's whale)
Lineage: Eukaryota; Metazoa; Chordata; Mammalia; Artiodactyla; Balaenopteridae
Gene: BTK
Product: Bruton tyrosine kinase
Exons: 18
Coding region: 16-1995 (659 amino acids)
Biological process (GO): adaptive immune response; T cell receptor signaling pathway; peptidyl-tyrosine autophosphorylation
Molecular function (GO): ATP binding; non-membrane spanning protein tyrosine kinase activity; protein binding
Source: RefSeq, a predicted model, not a curated record